UGAAAGAAGCUCUGACAGACCACAGGCACUUCAGAAAGGUGUCCUGUUCUGGAUCUGAAGAAACUGUUCUACUGGCUCUGGUUCGGUUUGAAUCUACAAACCAAACAGAAUUUAUUUCAUCAGCAUUUUAAUCCAUCAGGUCAGAGCUGCAGCAAUGAAUCAUUUCAUUUCCGUGAUGUUUUCACUGCUAGUCUUUACUGGGCUGCAGGUGAGCGUUGAGGCCGCAGGAAUUCGUUUUGUGCGAAGCAUGGACAGACAUUACAGAUCGGAGCUGAAGGUGCCGAACGGAGGAAGAUGGGGGUCGUGGGGUCAAAGGCAAAUGUGUCCGAUCGGAAUGUACGCCGCAGGGUUCAGUCUAAAGGUGGAAGAUCCUUUUAAUUGGGAUGAAACUGCACUUAACGGGAUUCGCCUUCACUGCAUUGAUUCGUCUAAAGGCUUAUCAAGCUCGUAUGAUGUCUACACCUCCAUUCAGUCAGAUGUAGGCAGCUGGGGUCACUGGACAGAUAUCAAAUGGUGUCCUUCUGGAUUCUUGACUGAUUUUCGCCUGAACGUCGAAACACCUCAAGGCACUGGUGACGAUACGGCCGCAAACAACAUCAUGUUUGAAUGCAGUGGAGGGUCUUUCCUGAGGGGUGGCGGUACAGGCUGGGGCUUUUGGGGUGGCUGGAGUGGCACAUGUCAAGGAAAAUGGAUUUGUGGUAUCAGGACGAAGGUAGAAGAGCCGCAAGGCAUUGGAGACGACACCGCUCUCAAUGACGUGAUCAUGUACUGCUGCGAAUAAGGUGUUAGAGGACCACAACAACAACAGCAAGAUGGAUCAUAAUGACUGAUCAGCAUACUGUUAUGAGCUCACAUGAACCAUGUCAUACAACAGCUACUUAUUAUCACAAAAUAAAACCUGAGAUGUGAUCAGGACCUCAACACAAAGCAGAGGCCGACUGUACAUUUCACUUCAUAAUAAUAUAAUAUUAAUGUUUUAUUUAUAUAUUGCCUUUCAAAAGCUCCAGAACGUUUUACAUAAAGCUGAUAGAUAACAUGAACAAUACAAAUAUAGAGUCACAUGAUCAAACAAAUAAAGCAGACAGAGAUCAUCUUACGUAGCAAAAAAGUAUGGAAUUGAAAAGUGAGGCAAACAAUCCAUUAACAAAACGUACUGUCAGUAAGUGAGUUUUGAGAUCAGUUUUAGACAGCACAAAGGUUUUGAGGAAGUUUGUUCCAGAGUUUGGGAGCUAAAAUGCUGAAAGCCCUGCCACCCACACUAGAUAGUCUGAACUUGGGUACUGCAAAUCCUUUCAUAAACAAAAUGUAGAGAGAGUGUAAAUAAGAGCUUCAUUGUGCAGUGAUUCGUUGAUUAUAAUGGAACUUUGUGAGAUCUAAAGAUAAGUGACAGCUUUUAAGGGAGUUUGUAAAUAAUUGAUUUAAUACAACAGCUAAAAAAAUAAAAAGUUAAUGAUAAGUGACUUACAUUGUCUGACUAUUACACUAUCGGCAGAUUUUUCUCUAUUUUGUCAUCACAAAUUGUUUAAAAAAGUCACAACUGAACAAAUGAAUGUGUGUUUUUGAAUGAAUCUUGUGAGUCAAUGAUUCAGUUUUUGCUUUAUUCCUGAAUGAGUCAGCCAUUCGAACGAAUCAAAUGAAUGAAUGAUUCAGUAAUUAAAUCAGUGACUUGCCGCCACCUACUGGCAGAUUUAGUUUCAUUUUUAAAGUAUCUUUUCAGUUAUUUAAAACAUUUAAUAUUUCUGUAUUCAAAAUGUAACAUUUAAAACAUUAAUCUCAACAUGAAUUUAUGAAUUUGAUUGCGCUCAUGCCACCUCUGAGCCUCAUUAAAUACAUGAAAAUACACCUACAAGCCACUUUUGUGUUCUAUGCCACCUUCGCAGUACAAGUUAAUAUUGUUAAUACUGAUUUCAUUUGACUGGUAACUUAUUCUGUUGUUUUGAUUAGAAAUGUAUUUAUUAUUAUUAUAUAUAUUUUUUAAUUUGACAUAAAAGGUAACAUACUUUUAAUAAAGUUAAAACAUGCCAUUACAAAGGUAAAACCUAAAUUCCCCUGUAAAUCACUUUAAGGAGUCAAAUAUAAAAUGUUCAUGCAUUAUAAAGUGUAAAGCUGUCAUUGUUCUAAGGCAUUCUCAUCUAUUAAAAUAUUAAUUUAGCUUGAAAUGA
Molecule: messenger RNA, 2162 nt
Organism: Labeo rohita (rohu)
Lineage: Eukaryota; Metazoa; Chordata; Actinopteri; Cypriniformes; Cyprinidae
Product: vitelline membrane outer layer protein 1-like
Exons: 5
Coding region: 155-781 (208 amino acids)
Source: RefSeq, a predicted model, not a curated record